AUGUUCUUCUCUGCGCUGGUGGUGGUACCGUUGAUCCUCGGACCCAACGGCGCUGUCUCAGCACUGCCUGCAUGCCAGACUUUGGACCUGGAGGUGGCGCGGGCCCGGAGGAUCCAGGCGGUCCGAGGCCAAAUCCUUAGCAAGCUGCAGCUGGUGACGCCCCCCAAGGAAGAAGAGGUGCCCAACCCUCUGCCCGCCGAGGUGAUGCUCCUGUACAAUAGCACGCAGGAGCUGGUGCGGGAGCCGGCAGCCUGCGGGGGACAGCGCGCGGCCUGCAACGAGGAAGAGGACUAUUAUGCCAAAGAAGUGCAGCGAGUGGACAUAAUCCGGGCGCUCCGAGCCAAAACCCGUAGCAAGCUCCAGCUGGGGACGCCCCCAAAGGAAGAAGAGGUGCCCAACCCUCUGCCCGCCGAGGUGAUGCUCCUGUACAAUAGCACGCAGGAGCUGGUGCGGGAGCCGGCAGCCUGCGGGGGACAGCGCGCGGCCUGCAACGAGGAAGAGGACUAUUAUGCCAAAGAAGUGCAGCGAGUGGACAUGUUGACCCUUGGGCAUGCUGACAACUCCAUCUCCAGUCCCUUGUCCUCCCCAUUCUUCCGUUUCCUGUGCUUCAAUGUCUCCGCUGCUCACCCCAACCUCAGCAGCCUUAUCCAGGCUGAGCUACGGAUUUACAAGGUCCCAAAUCCAGGGGCCCAAGCCACCGAGCAGCGUGUGGAGCUCUAUCAGGUGAUGCCGGUGAGGGAUCCUUCUGCCCCAGCCCAGCGUUACGUGGGAAGCCGAACUUUACUGCCCAGGCGCCGGGCCGAGUGGGUGUCGUUUGACGUCACCGAGAGCGUCAGCCAAGGGCUGGGGGACGGAGGAAGAAACCUCAGCUUCAAACUGGGGUUGCACUGCCCCUGUUGUACUUCCAUCCCAGCCAGGAACACGAUUCACUCCCAGCACAGCGAGCCAUUGGAAGUCCGCUUUGCAGGUCUUGAUGACGACCUCAUCAAGGAGGCGUGGAAAGGGUGGUCCAGAGCCCCGGACCUCACUAACAAAGCCCCCCACCUGAUCCUCACCCUGAUGCCCCCAAACCAGCUGGACCCUGCCCUGAAGGGCCGGCAUCGCAGGGCAGCCAACGCUGCCAGCUGUCCCAGGAACACAGAUCAGGACUGCUGCGUUCACUCACUGUACAUCGAUUUCCGUAAGGAUCUGAAGUGGAAGUGGAUUCAUCAGCCGAAAGGCUACAAAGCCAAUUUCUGCGCCGGGAGCUGCCGAUAUAGCCAGAGUACCAAUACGCAUUAUAAUAUGGUACUCCCCUUGUACAACAAGCUGAACCCCGAAGCUUCGGUGGCGCCUUGCUGCGUCCCGCGCAAACUGGAACCUUUGACCAUCCUGUACUACGUCGGCCGUCAGCCCAAAGUUCAGCAGCUGAGCAAUAUGGUUGUGAAAUCCUGCCGUUGCCGUUGAAAUGGGGGGGGGAGAAUUCACAAGGACCCCCUUCCCGCUAUGGUCAGGAGAAGCGACUUAACAAGAGCCCCCUUUCCUCUCCCAGCCUUCAAACAAAGAGGAUUUUUUUCUUACGGCUCCUAAUCUCCCUGGGAGGAAGAUCCAGAAAGUAUCUGGUCCUCAUUCCCAAGAGAAAUUCCUCUUUUGUUAUCGCACGUGGGCCACGUGGCUGGAGAAUGGCUACCCAGGGGCGUGAGAACGGCUCUCUGCACAUGAUCAGAGGCAUUCUUCCCUUUUCGGCCCUUCCUAUGCAGCUCUGGCACAUGGAUUCUGCGCAAGGUUUGCCCCAGGGUGGAGCAAGCGUUCCCUAAAAGCGAUCUACCAGGAAUGGGGUGAGGGGGGGCGGCUAGAUUCUUCUUGGAGAAAAUCUCAAAGCAACUGUUGAGACCUGCUUCCUUCCUGCUCCACCAUGCGAAAACAAAAACCGGGUGAAGGAUUGGCCUGGAGAGAACAAGGGCUAAAUGCUGCGAUGCAAAAAAAAAUCAGGCCGCCAAUCUAAGGACCGCUUGGUCGGGCACGGAGAACGUAGGGCAGAGAGAGAAAGGAGGCUGUGUGUUUAAGUGGGGCGUAAGGGGCAGCAGAGAGAGGAAGGCGGGCAGACAGGAGAAGCUUCAGGACUCAGAUAAAUAUUUGAUGGCGAGUUUUGCGGUUUUCAAGUCGAGCUGCAAACAAACGUGGCACACAGAGAGAUGCCAAGCUCUGCCACACAUUUGCUUGGCACCGACUGUCUAGGAAGUGGGGGGAGAAAGCCAGGGAUGAGGAGGAACUCAGCCAUGGAGCAAACAGGGAGCUGCUAAAUCCCCCGGCGACCUGACCUUUAUUUCUUCGACUGAGCGAAGAGAUCUGAGAGCAACCGAAAUUUAGCAGAUGGGGUUUUGCCUGUCCUAAGUUUUUCAAGCACUGGGGGGUAGAGCGAGACGGGGCUCUUUCGGCCACGGGUGCAAGAUUUACCCAGCUAGGGAGCUAAAUUGAUUGCUGGCUGGGAGAGGAAGCAACCGCAGAGUUCAGGAAUCGGACACGUUGUUUGCAUCUAGUUUGCAAACUCUCCUGCUAUGCUGGGAAAACUGGAGGCUGUUUUUCAAGAAGUGGAGCCCGCCAGUUCCUGGGGCACACCAAACUAGUUGCAAUUUUCUCUCUGGAUGUCAUCCCGGCGAUGUCGGAUUCCUACUGGAGGGCGCCCCGGAGACCCAGCUCUGCCAGCGGAAGCCAAAACUGGAGAGAAUCCUUUUUCCUCCUUCUGACACGCUUCCCUCCCCCUGCCCCCUGCAAAAAAAGACCUCCAAAACAGAUCUUUUGCAGAAAGAUUUUAAAAGGCGUUCGAGAUCAGCCCCCGUUCUGCUCCACAAGGCCAGCGUGGACUUCUGGUUUUCUGCCACGGCGUCAGAAUCCACUUCCGUGGCUCCCAAAGAAGGCGUAAAACUUUGAGACUUUAUUGGCCAAAUUUUUUUUUAAAAAGGAACGGGGUGCAAUUUAAGAAACCUAUCUAUCGACUCAUGGCCUUCCCAGUUCUUGGGGUUGCAGGGUCGAGGGGGGGCUCCCCAAGAGGGACGGAGAAAUGGAGGGACCCUCCUGGCUCUGCCUUUGGCACUCAGAUGAUUCCUCUUCCUUGCAGCUGGAGAUGAAGCUUGUUGACAUGACUUUCCAUCUGUUCGGUGAGCGGGUGAUGCACUCCUAGUUUUUUCUGGUAAUCUGGGUUGGGUUGGGAAGGAGAGGAAAACGAGAUCGGGUUACAAGCAUCGUCCUGCAGAAGACGGGGCACCGGGGGAAUGGGGCUGUACCCACGGGCUCAAAUUCCGAGACGUGCACUUCUUUCGGCUCCCCGCGUCAAGAGAUCUGGCGUCCUGCCUGGUCCUUUUGCUGCUCCCUGCUUUGCAGUUCAUUCUCCCCUCCCUCCCCAGGCCUUUCUGUUUUUACGUGACCUUUUUAAGAAGUUGGAUGCACGGCGGAGCACGGCUGCAACGUCGCCAACUUUCAGCCUCGUUCAGCCACCGUUCGCAGUUACAACGGUGACGAAAAAGUAACUUUGCGACCAGUCCUCGCAUUUAUGACCAGCAAAGUUUCCUAAGCAGGAGCUGCACCAGACCCCCGCUGUAUCAGCCGCUCACUAGGCGCACAAUAAAUAAG
This is a messenger RNA of Python bivittatus (Burmese python), 3609 nucleotides long. Lineage: Eukaryota; Metazoa; Chordata; Lepidosauria; Squamata; Pythonidae. The record is from RefSeq and is a predicted model, not a curated record.